AUGGCUGAAUACUGGAAAUCCGCGCCGCGCUUCUGGUGCAAACAGUGCAAGAUCUUCAUUCGCGACACGCCUUUCGAGAAGACCCAACACGAGGCCAGCCCAAAACAUCAAGGCAAUCUGAGACGGUUCCUCAACCAAAUCCACAAGGAUAAUGAGCAACAACAACGAGAUUCACAGCGAGCAAAAUCCGAGGUCGAGCGAUUAAGACAGGCUGUCAACGGCGGCUCGACAGAUAAAGGUGGCGCCGCGCCAGUGAAACGAAAUGCGCCGCCAGCCUCAAAACCCGCGCAAAGGCCUGCCAGUCUUGAAGAACGAAAGAAGCAAAUUGCGCAGCUCGCAGAAAUGGGAGUCGCUGUCCCGGAGGAAUACCGAGCCGACAUGGCUUUAGCAGGCGAAUGGCAGACCACCUCAGAGACGAGGGUCGAGCCUCGACAGGGAUUAGAAGGCCCUACCAAGUCGAUUGGAGUGCGCAAGCGCAAGCAUGACGGAGAAGAGGACGAGGACGAGCCCGCGCCAGAAAUGGUUGUUAACAAAGGCUGGGGCUCCCGGCUGAAACAAUAUCCUGGCGCUCAAGACGACAGGGAUCUGGAUGACUUGCUUGCAUCAGCGAAAGAUAUAAAAAUGACCAGAACGUUCAUACCCAAGCCGGAAGUUGUUGAAGACGAGACCGCUCCCGAGGAACCUGCACGCGUCACCGUGAAAGAAGAUGACCCUCCCAAGGUUGAGGAACAAGUGAAAGUUGAACCAGGCUCACAGCCCGAGGCAGCGCCAGAAACUGAAACGAAAGAGAAUUCCCAAAACGAAGACGCUGCCCCUAGCGUUGUUUUCAAGAAGCGCAAGGCGAAAACAAUGAGGAAGUAA
Molecule: messenger RNA, 861 nt
Organism: Penicillium olsonii
Lineage: Eukaryota; Fungi; Ascomycota; Eurotiomycetes; Eurotiales; Aspergillaceae
Source: the annotation of a GenBank genome assembly